Akanthomyces muscarius is the source of this 1209-nucleotide messenger RNA. RefSeq lists its product as uncharacterized. The transcript is spliced from 6 exons. The record is from RefSeq and is a predicted model, not a curated record. Gene Ontology annotation, molecular function: transmembrane transporter activity. Gene Ontology annotation, biological process: transmembrane transport. Lineage: Eukaryota; Fungi; Ascomycota; Sordariomycetes; Hypocreales; Cordycipitaceae. Gene Ontology annotation, cellular component: membrane. Bases 1 to 1209 code for a protein of 402 amino acids.
AUGGCGAAGCCAGAAGCUGCACAAAUAGAAGUCGCCUCUUCGACAGACGACAGCGCCGCUGUCAAAGAAUUCAGCGAUGAGGACAACGAAGUCGGCUUUUCCAAGCCAGAAACAAGUAGGCUGCUGCGCAAGCUUGAUCGCACACUCUUGCCGUUUCUUUCUCUGCUCUACCUGCUUUCUUUCCUGGACCGCGCCAACAUUGGCAACGCAAAGCUCGCCGGUCUCGAAAAGGACCUCAACAUGGAAGGCUACGACUAUAGUAUUGCUGUCGCCAUCUUCUUUCCCUUUUACGUCAUCGCUGAGAUCCCGUCCAACAUGGCCAUGAAGCGCUUCCGGCCGUCCAUAUGGAUCCCCAGCAUCAUGGUCGUGUGGGGGUUCAUGACCAUCAUGCUCGGCGUCGUCAAGUCCUUUGGUGGCCUGCUCACCGUGCGCAGCCUCCUGGGCCUCGCCGAGGGCGGCCUCUUUCCCGGCAUCACCUACUACAUCACCAUGUGGUACCGCCGCCACGAGUGCGGUCUGCGCAUGGCCAUCUUCUUCUCUGCCGCCACGGCGGCCGGCGCAUUUGGUGGGCUGCUGGCGCGCGGCAUCAUGGAAAUGCAAGAUGUCGGCGGCCUGAGCGGCUGGAACUGGAUCUUUAUCCUCGAGGGUCUGGCAACGUUUCUUGUUGCUCUUAUUGCGUACCGCGUCAUGCACGACUAUCCCGAAUCCGUCAAGUUCCUCAACACAGAAGAGAGGACAGAAGUUGUCCGACGCCUCAAGCAAGAUCGAUCUGCCUUAUCGAACGAGUUCAAACUCUCGUUUGCCAAAGACGCUUUCAAAGAUUGGAAGAUCUGGGUGCACAUGUUCAUCACCAUUGGCAUCUACAUCCCUCUGUACUCCGUCUCUGUGUUUCUCCCCACCAUUGUCAAGGGCCUGGGCUAUACGAAUGAAGUCGCACAACUCAUGUCUGUGCCUCCGUAUGCCGUGGCCUGCCUGUUCACCGUCGGUGGAGGGUUCCUGGCCGAUCGCCACGGUCAGCGCGGCAUCUACAUGAUUGGCUUCAAUCUUGUUGCGAUUCUAGGAUUUUCACUGCUGGCUGGCGUCCAAAAUAACGGCGUCAAGUACUUUGCGUGCUUCCUGGUGACAGUGGCGAGCCGUGGGGAUCGCCAUGCAUGUGGGCUUUGGCAACCUCGGAGGUGCGGUGUCGGGGUUCGUGUUUCGUCAAGCUGA